This is a messenger RNA of Carassius carassius (crucian carp), 2600 nucleotides long. It is a transcript of the gene sh2b3, whose product is annotated as SH2B adaptor protein 3. Bases 160 to 2136 code for a protein of 658 amino acids. NCBI's taxonomy places the organism in Eukaryota, Metazoa, Chordata, Actinopteri, Cypriniformes, Cyprinidae. The record is from RefSeq and is a predicted model, not a curated record. Gene Ontology annotation, molecular function: transmembrane receptor protein tyrosine kinase adaptor activity. The transcript is spliced from 8 exons. Gene Ontology annotation, cellular component: plasma membrane. Gene Ontology annotation, biological process: intracellular signal transduction.
GGAUUUUAGUCGCUUGUUGUCGCUGUGUCCAUGGAAAGUUUGUGUGUGUGUUUUUUCCUUCCUGAAAGUUUACGCAGGGCUGUUGCGCGCAUCCAACAUGACAGAGAAAGUAACGGACAUCACGGCUGGCAGUGAUUCCCUGCUGUGCUGGUUACUGCAAUGAAUGGUAACACUGUCCAGCAGACCACAAGCACUGCACCAUCCGUAGCACCUCCUUGUGGAUGGAGGGAGUUCUGCGAGUUGCAUGCCAGCACCACGGCCCGAGAACUUGCCCAGCACUACCGGCGCUUCGUCAGAGAGCGGCCGGUGCAGGAUGUGGUCCCGCCAGAAAGUUUCUCAAAGCAGUUCAGCGCCCUCUUCCAGCACCACUUCAGCUGUGAGGUGGCUAAAGAUGCAGAACCUGCCCUGUGGCCUCCACUGCCUCCUCCUUUGCUGCCCAUGACUGGCCGCUUACGCAUCACUUCCUUCUCAGGGGUGCUGGAUUACCGGGAGACUGCGCGGCCAGGAAUGACUCCAUUAGUUGCCGUGUUGGCACCCAAACCAGAUGCUGCCGGCGUCCCUAGAGAACAGGAGCAGUUGCUGCGAUGCUCUCCCGCAGACACUACACACAGAACGCAGCAUCAUAGCCAGGAAGACGAACACCCAGAGCAGAGGACCUGGUCUGAACAAUACUCACCCACUUUAUUUUCCUUCCCUUCCCGUAGUGAUGUAACCAACUUUUCCGUCAGGGGAUUUCGAGAAAGCGUAUGCCGAUUCUUUAAGAAAUCCCCCCAAACUGAUGAACCUUCAGGUAGUAGCCCAAGGGACGAUAUGAUCAAGGGGGGCGGACCCUCAGCGACUGUUGAUUGCACCCCUCAAACCCCACCUCAGACUGUGCAGGUACCUGCCCAUCGCACCUCGCAGAAGGGUGCGCGGUGGGAACGAUGGAAUCUGUUACGAACUGUGAGACGGAGGCAAGAGACAGGAAGUGUUUGUAAAGAGGGGCAACUGCGGUACCUGGAGGUGGAUGACACUAUCUCAGACACACCCCCGCAUUGGCUGCGCUGCCACCUGCAGGUCAGGAGGAUCAACGAGCACACCGCUAGUGAGAGGUACCAGCUGGAGCUCUACGACCCACCCAAGGACUACAAAACGCCAAAGCUCAGCAUACCCUGUUCAGACAUCCAAGAGAUUCGACGCUGUAAUCGCCUAGAGAUGCCAGACAACAUGAACACAUUUGUCUUAAAGGUUACUGGUCAUCCAGGUAGUUUUCUCUUUGAGGCUGAUAAUGAGCAGCAGGUGAGCUCUUGGACCACGGAGCUCAGAGAAUGCAUCACCAGCAGGUCAGAUAGUGUGGAUGGAGAAGCGUUCCCUGUCAGCGACUCGCUCAAUGCAGCUCGCAGAGGGAGUACAGAGCCCAGCGGCCAGGGCUUUCUGGGUUUUGGACUUUCAGAGCACACCUACAAUAAAACGGAUCACUUCCUGUCCUCUUACCCAUGGUUCCAUGGGCCCAUAUCACGUGUGCGAGCUUCCUACCUUGUACAGCAUGCCGGGUUCAGCGGUCAUGGGAACUUCCUGGUGAGACAGAGCGAGACGCGGAGAGGAGACUACGUCCUCACAUUUAACUACCAGGGCAGAGCAAAGCAUUUGCGUCUAUCUUUAACUGAAUGGGGUCAGUGUCGUGUGCAGCACCUGCGUUUCCCAUCAGUCAUGGACAUGCUGAGUCACUUCCGCAACUGUCCGAUCCCGCUGGAGUGCGGCGCCGCAUGCGAAGUUAUGCUGGCCAAUUACGUGCGGGUAAACCCCACUCACACAGGUCAGAGUUCGGUUGUCGGCUCUCCGGUAUUGGUGCCCUUCUCUCGCUGGAGCUCAGAGCCGAGUCUGACUCACUGUAGUCCGGAUUCAUGCCCUCACUCCAGCCCCUCCACAGCCCAGUCGUCAGCAUUAUCCGCGCUCCCGCAUCACACGCCCUCUUCGUUUCCAGACCGCCCUGUUCCCGUCCCCCUGCGCCGGAGCGAGUCAGUGGGCCGCAGAAACCUGCUCCGCCACCCCAACCCACUGCCGCCCCUACUGGCCAACCGAGACUCUGACUACGAACUGGAGCCGCCCGACAGGGGGCGCAAGAGAGCCAUCGACAACCAGUACAUGUUCUUCUGACAGAGACAGAGGUUGAAAAAGAACAAAAGAAGUAACAGAGGAAAAAUGCUCCAGAAUUCCCAGCCAGACGGAGAGCAUCCGGCAGCCAAACGGAGAAAGGAGUUGGAGUCGUGCGAGAUUGCGCACGAGACUCAGGGUUGAGGCACCUGUGCGUGAACGAUACUGCCGGACACCUGCCAGCUGUCUACCGUGUGAAUGUAUUAUACAGAUGUGUCACUAUCAAAUCGGUGUGUGUUGUAGAAUAGCUCCGAGGAGUUGUUGGAUGGGAACGUUUCGCGAUGGCUGGUCAGUAAGUGUAACAAACCAAAAGUGGAGUCAAACAUGUCCGUGUCUACACUGGAAGCGGACAUCGCGACAACUUGAGGCCGUCUACACUGGAUACAUUCAUAAUCAGCUGCAAUCUCAAGGCUAGACUUUAGUAAUCGACGAUUGCUAAAAUGACAAUUCAGUUUGUCGAUCAGACA